GUUCCUACAUUUGUAAGAGGACCACAUUCGGUAGCAAAUUACAGAUGGCGGGCAUUAACGUUACAUUGGUUAUUUUCUUUAUAUCUCUCGUGGUUCUGACAAAUUCCAUCACGGUUCAUCCCAGCAUCAAAGGAAAGUUUACUAAAUUAUUGAAAGAUACACACUGGAACUGGAAACAUCUAAAUACAGUCAUCCGACCUCAUGGUCCGGUAUCACUUGAUGUUGACGUCAUAUCCAAAUUUAGAUUGCACGGGAAACUGAAGUCAAACAACAAGGUAUACAGAGACUGCUCAGAAAUUCUGAAGGCCAAUCCAAGUAAAAAAGGAAAAGAUGCGGUCCACACAAUUUACCCUGAUCUGAAGAACAAGAAACUGGUCUAUUGUGACAUGACGACGGACGGAGGCGGAUGGACGGUCGUACAGAAAAGGCGGGAUGGAAUUACUAAUUUCUAUAACACUUGGAAUCAAUACAAGAUUGGAUUCGGUGACCCCAAGAAAAAUUAUUGGAUAGGAAACGACGUUCUACACUUGCUAACAAAGUCAGGAAACCAAGUCCUCCGAGUGGAUCUCCAGAGAUUUAACGGUCAGAAGGCGUAUGCUAAAUAUUCCAAAUUCUCUGUUGGUGACGAAAGCAGCAAAUACAGACUGACUGUGUCUGGAUACAGGGGCACGGCGGGAAACAGUCUUUCCUACCAUAACGGAAUGAAAUUUACAACAAAAGAUCAGGACAACGACAAGGGUGGAGGAAAUUGUGCGACGACAUGUAAAGGAGCGUGGUGGUAUAAGUCUUGUUACUAUUCCAACCUGAAUGGACAGUAUGCUAACUCCGCCGUGGUCAGUGGCAAGUACCUUAACUGGUAUCACUGGGGGAAUAAACACGAAGCAUUGAGAAGAACCUCCAUGAUGAUCCGACCUUUGACAUGAAUGAAAUUACUGUAACAUUGUUGAUCAGUAGAGAAAUAAAAUGAGAUCGAGAAAAACAGAA
This is a messenger RNA of Ostrea edulis (European flat oyster), 984 nucleotides long. Its product is annotated as ryncolin-1-like. Lineage: Eukaryota; Metazoa; Mollusca; Bivalvia; Ostreida; Ostreidae. The record is from RefSeq and is a predicted model, not a curated record. The coding region runs from base 45 to 923 and encodes 292 amino acids. The transcript has 6 exons.